Molecule: messenger RNA, 666 nt
Organism: Exserohilum turcica Et28A
Lineage: Eukaryota; Fungi; Ascomycota; Dothideomycetes; Pleosporales; Pleosporaceae
Exons: 1
Coding region: 1-666 (221 amino acids)
Biological process (GO): transmembrane transport
Cellular component (GO): membrane
Molecular function (GO): transmembrane transporter activity
Source: RefSeq, a predicted model, not a curated record
AUGGAAAUGGACACAGCAGGUUCUGUGGAGAAGAAAGAGGCGUCGUGCGAGCACAUCGAGACCACGACGCUCGAUGCUCACAACAGCCCCGUCCCAGAUAUCCUGCGCCACUACUCGCCGUCGCAGCUUGCAUCUCUCGAGAGGAAACUCGUGCGCAAGAUUGAUAUCCGCGCGCUGCCGAUUCUAAUCGUCUUGUUUCUUCUCAAUAUACUCGAUAGAAACGCCAUUGCCAAUGCGCGUCUCGGCGGCCUGGAAGCCUCGCUGCGCAUCGACGAUGUGCAAUACCAGACGGCCGUCAUGGUGCUGUGGGCUGGCUACAUUUCCAUGAUGGUGCCAUCGAACAUGCUUCUUUCCAUCUUCAAGCCCAGACUGUACUUGCCGACUGUGGUCAUCGUUUGGGGCAUCGUGUCUGGUGCGACGGGGUUCGUGCAGAAUCAUGCUGGGCUGGUGGCGCUGAGGUUCUUGGUUGGGGUCACGGAAGCGCCGUAUUUUCCUGGCUGCAUCUUUUUCCUGUCUUGUUGGUAUACUCGCAAAGAGCUGCCUAGUCGCAUUGCAACCUUUUACUCGGGGUACACGCUGUCUUCGGCGUUUGGAGGCUUGAUCGCUGCUGGAAUUGUUGAUGGAAUGGAGGGUCUCGGUGGGUAUCCGUCGUGGCGGUGGAUGUGA